CCCGCUCCCCAGUUUUCCCAGGUACCCCCCAGUUCAAAGUCAGUCUUCGGCCUUUAUUAAGAAGAGCACAGAGGGUUUCCAUAGUCCCUUCGAGGGAUUUUAUUCCGCCAUGUCUUCCCCCGACCAAGCUCCCGCCUUGGAGCCCGCUGGGAUGGAGGAGAAAACCCUAGCGGCGGAUCCGGUCGCCCCCGAGGCUCAGAAAACCCUAGCUUCGGAGGAGCAGGGGAAUGGCCCGAGUCUCGACGGCAAUGGCGAUCCUUUGAGCGGCGGAGCAGCUGGUUCUUCCGGCCCGGAAGAGGAGAGUUCUGAGAAAGCUCUAGCACUCGCGGAUGAAUAUUUCGAGGAAGGAUCGAAGGCGAUAGAGGCCGGGGAUUUCGUGGAUGCCGUGGAUUGCCUUAGCCGCGCCCUAGAGAUUAGGGUUGCACAUUACGGAGAACUUGCUCAGGAAUGUGCUAGUGCUUACUAUAAAUAUGGAUGCGCACUAUUAUACAAGGCUCAAGAGGAAGCUGAUCCAUUGGGUAAUGUUCCUAAGAACAGUCCCACAGACCUGCAGAAGGAUGGAACCACUAGUGUAGAAAAUAGCGGAAGCUCAAAGGCUUCUGCUAGUGAUGACAAAGAAGGCAACUCAUGUGGUAAUAAUGAGGAAUCUGGAGAAGAAGGUAGCGACAAGGAUCAGGAAGAUGGUAAUGAGGGAAGUGAAGGAGAUGGUGAGGAUUUGGCAGAAGCAGAUGAAGAUGACUCUGAUUUAGAUCUGGCAUGGAAAAUGCUAGAUGUUGCUAGAGCGAUUGUUGAGAAGCGUCCAGAAGACUCCGUGGAGAAAGUAAAUAUCUUGGCUGCUCUGGGGGAGGUCUCAAUGGAAAGAGAGGAUAUUGAGACUUCCCUGAGUGACUAUCAGAAAGCUCUAUCCAUCAUGGAAUGUCUGGUUGAGCCAGAUAAUCGACGGAUUGUUGAAUUAAAUUUUAGGAUAUGUUUGGUUUUGGAGCUUGGGUCAAAAAUUGAAGAGGCUAUUCCCUAUUGUGAGAAGGCUAUUUCCUUGUGCAAAUCCCGCUUACAAAGACUCAAGGAAAAUGCAGCGAAGUCAAUAGAUUCUGCAGCAACCAAUGGGGACCCUAUGUCCGACACAGAUAAAAGGGGCAAUUGCUCCAGUGAACCCAGUUCUGGAUUGUCUAAGUUGGAGGAAGAGAUAGAUUUUCUUGGUGGCAUCUCGACUGAGCUUGAAAAGAAGCUUGAAGAUCUGCAGCAAAUCAAAUCAAAUCCAAAAUCUGUGGUGUCUGAAGUUAUGAAAAUGCUUCCUUCCAAGUCAACAUCCGGCGAGAAGAACCUGCCAGAGAGUGCAGCCAGAUCUUUAUCUUCGAGCUCGUCACGGAUGGGCACUGUCAGUGGUGGUUUUGAUUCGCCAACAAUUUCUACAGCUGCAACUAAUGGAGGUGUAACACACCUGGGCGUUGUAGGGAGAGGCGUAAAGCGGGCUACUGUAAGUUCAGUCAGUGCAGAACCACCGCCGAAGAAGCCCAUCCUGGAUUCAUCUUCAGAGAAGGCUGAUAGCAGCACUUCAGAGGUUUUCAAUUCCGUAGCCCAGGAUUCUGAAACUUCUUCAAAAUAGCGCUCAUAUACUUACCCCAUUUUUUGGCUUUCACUAUAUGACUUGAUACUAGGGAACUAUUCUACUUCUGUCACUUGGAUUGCUCUGUACUUGUGUCGUUCCAAUCGGAGGUUUAUGAUGCUGCUAUUUUGUUAGCCUGCUCUGUGCAGAAUGCAUGUGUGUGUAUGGUUUCUUUUUUAAGAGCUUGCUUUUCUAGCUUCUUGU
Messenger RNA from Elaeis guineensis (African oil palm), 1807 nucleotides. RefSeq lists its product as uncharacterized. Gene Ontology annotation, molecular function: histone binding. The record is from RefSeq and is a predicted model, not a curated record. Lineage: Eukaryota; Viridiplantae; Streptophyta; Magnoliopsida; Arecales; Arecaceae. Gene Ontology annotation, cellular component: nucleoplasm. Gene Ontology annotation, biological process: CENP-A containing chromatin assembly; DNA replication-dependent chromatin assembly.